AGAACUUGGAGUGGAGAGGAGAGCAUUACUGCGUCGGCAACAGCCAACAGGGGCGGAGCUGAGCUGCCUUCCUGUUCCUUGAAGCAUCAUCCUGAUUCUUGAAUCCGAAGAGAAAGAAAAGUGUGCUCUGGAUUUGAUGAAACAAUUCCAACUGGAGAAGCUGGGGCAUGGACAAUAGAAACGUCGUGGUCUGCGACAAUGGCACCGGUUAUGUCAAGUGUGGUUUCGCUGGGGAAAAUUUUCCAACUUCUGUGUUCCCAUGUGUGGUGGGAAGGCCAAUGCUAAGAUAUGAAGAAUCGCUCAUGGAGCAAGAGCUGAAGGAUAUUGUUGUUGGAGAAGGUUGCUUAGACUUGCGGCAUCAAUUAGAUGUUUCUUAUCCAGUCAAUAAUGGUAUUGUGCAAAACUGGGAUGAUAUGGGUCAUGUGUGGGACCAUGCAUUUUUUAACGAGUUGAAGAUAGAUCCAACUGAAUGUAAAAUUUUACUCACAGACCCUCCUCUUAAUCCAUCCAAAAAUCGUGAAAAGAUGGUUGAGACUAUGUUUGAGAAGUACAACUUUGCUGGUGUCUUCAUUCAAAUUCAAGCUGUUUUAACAUUGUAUGCUCAAGGUUUGCUAACUGGACUUGUGAUAGACUCGGGUGAUGGUGUCACUCAUGUGGUUCCUGUUGUUGAUGGCUAUUCAUUCCCUCAUCUUACAAAACGAAUGAAUGUAGCAGGUCGGCACAUUACAUCUUAUCUUGUGGAUUUGCUUCUACGUAGAGGGUAUGCAAUGAAUAGGACUGCUGACUUUGAGACUGUUAGAGAUAUCAAGGAGAAGCUUUGCUACAUAAGUUAUGAUUACAAAAGGGAGUACCAGUUGGGGCUUGAGACUACCAUCCUUGUGAAGAAUUAUACUUUGCCAGAUGGAAGGGUUAUCAAAGUUGGCACAGAGAGAUUCCAGGCUCCUGAGGCUCUUUUUACUCCUGAACUCAUAGAUGUUGAAGGUGAUGGAAUGGCUGACAUGGUAUUUCGUUGUAUCCAAGAAAUGGAUAUUGAUAACCGGAUGAUGCUCUAUCAACACAUAGUUUUAAGUGGAGGGAGUACUAUGUACCCUGGAUUGCCCAGUCGCCUGGAGAAAGAAAUUUUAGAGCGUUACCUUGAAGUUGUUUUGAAGGGAAACAAGGACGGAUUAAAGAAACUACGGUUGCGAAUAGAGGAUCCACCACGCAGGAAGCAUAUGGUGUACCUUGGAGGUGCAGUCCUUGCAGGAAUUAUGAAGGAUUCACCAGAGUUUUGGAUUAGCAGAGAAGAUUACCUAGAAGAGGGAAUUGCUUGUCUAAGCAAGUGCGGCCAGGCAUGAGUUUUGGUGGUUAAUAUGUUCUCAGUUUGCUGUUGAAGGGGAACUUCUAGACUGUUACUUUCUCCAGCAAGAGGAGAUGGGGAUAAAAUGGCAAAACCCAUAAAGUUAGAGAAGAAAGGAACAAUGAAUAUCCGUCAAAAGUUCAGUGGUGAAUGCUAUGAUCUGCUUUUGUGAUUUGACUUAGCAAAAGCUUCACAAUGCCACAUCUUGAUGUCAGAAAAAGGUGGUAUUUUAAAUAAUUUUGCAUUUUAUACUAUGUAUCUCUGUAUUGGUGGACAUUUAUAUCUUUGUAUAAACUAUUACUCCAAAAUUUUUCCUUUUGACACUUUUGCCAUUUGGUCAUGUAAAAUACAGCGGAGGAAAUGAACUGUCUUGGAAUUUUUUUCCUGCCA
Molecule: messenger RNA, 1729 nt
Organism: Diospyros lotus (date-plum)
Lineage: Eukaryota; Viridiplantae; Streptophyta; Magnoliopsida; Ericales; Ebenaceae
Product: actin-related protein 2
Exons: 15
Coding region: 168-1337 (389 amino acids)
Biological process (GO): Arp2/3 complex-mediated actin nucleation
Cellular component (GO): Arp2/3 protein complex; actin cortical patch
Molecular function (GO): actin filament binding
Source: RefSeq, a predicted model, not a curated record